AUGUCGGUGCCGCUGCUUAAAAUCGGCGUGGUGCUGAGCACCAUGGCCAUGAUCACCAACUGGAUGUCGCAGACAUUGCCCUCGCUGGUGGGGCUCAACACCACCAAGCUGACAGCGGCACACGGCGGCUAUCUAGACCGGAGCACCGGAGUGCUGCCGGCCAACCCGGAGGAGUCGUGGCAGGUGUACAGUUCUGGCCAGGAUGGCGAGGGUAGGUGCGUCUGCACUGUGGUGGCACCCCAACAAUCUAUGUGCUCCAGGGACGCCCGCACAAAACAACUGAGGCAGCUACUGGAGAAGGUCCAGAACAUGACCCAGUCCAUUCAAGUGUUGGACCAGAGAACCCAGAGGGAGCUCCAGUAUGUGGAGAAGAUGGAAGUGCAGCUCCGUGGCCUGCAGACCAAGUUUAGGCAAGUGGAAGAGAACCACAUGCAGAACAUCGCUAAGCAAUACAAGGCCAUAAAGGCGAAAAUGGAGGAGCUUAGGCCGUUGAUACCGGUGUUGGUGGAGUACAAGGCCGAUGCCAAAUUGGUAUUGCAGUUUAAGGAGGAGGUCCAGAAUCUGACGUCAGUGCUAAGCGGGCUGCAGGAGGAGAUGGGGGCCUAUGACUACGAGGAGCUCCACAACCGGGUGUCAAAUCUUGAGGAGAGGCUGCGAGCGUGCAUGCAAAAAUUGGCAUGCGGCAAACUAACGGGCAUCAGCGACCCCAUCAUUAUCAAGACGUCGGGGUCCCGGUACGGCUCCUGGAUGACGGAUCCCUUGGCGCCUGAAGGAGACACGCGGGUCUGGUACAUGGACGGCUAUCACAACAACCGCUUUGUGCGGGAGUACAAGUCCAUGCAGGACUUCAUGACCACCGACAACUUCACUUCACACCGGCUCCCCCACCCUUGGUCCGGAACGGGCCAGGUGGUUUACAACGGGUCAAUCUACUUCAACAAAUUCCAGAGCCACGUCAUUAUCAAGUUUGACUUCCGCACCUCAUCCAUCAGCAAGUCUCGGCAGCUUGACUACGCCGGUUUCAACAGCGUGUACCACUACGCCUGGGGCGGCCACUCGGAUAUCGAUUUGAUGGUGGACGAGGGCGGCUUGUGGGCCGUCUACGCCACAAACCAAAACGCCGGCAACAUCGUGAUCAGCAAGCUGAACCCUGACACCCUGCAGAUUGUGAAAAGCUGGACCACCAACCACCCCAAAAGGAGCGCCGGCGAGUCUUUCAUGAUCUGCGGCACGCUGUACGUCACCAACGGCUACUCGGGAGGCACCAAGGUCUACUACGCCUUCUCCACCAACUCCUCCACCUACGAGUACAUAGACAUCGCCUUACAGAACAAGUACUCGCAUAUCUCCAUGCUGGACUACAACCCGCGGGACCGCGCUCUCUACGCCUGGAACAACGGGCACCAGGUGCUGUACAACGUUACGCUAUUUCACGUCAUCCGCUCCGAGGAACUGUAA
Molecule: messenger RNA, 1458 nt
Organism: Nerophis lumbriciformis (worm pipefish)
Lineage: Eukaryota; Metazoa; Chordata; Actinopteri; Syngnathiformes; Syngnathidae
Source: RefSeq, a predicted model, not a curated record